Molecule: messenger RNA, 1106 nt
Organism: Didymella exigua CBS 183.55
Lineage: Eukaryota; Fungi; Ascomycota; Dothideomycetes; Pleosporales; Didymellaceae
Exons: 1
Coding region: 383-1012 (209 amino acids)
Biological process (GO): tRNA processing
Cellular component (GO): nucleolar ribonuclease P complex
Source: RefSeq, a predicted model, not a curated record
UUGUCAGCUCAAUUGCAUUUACAGUGCAAGAGCACCCACCUGAAAGUCACCUCCAAUAAUAAGGAGAUCAACACCUGACCACCCUUUGAGUUCGCAUGACUUUGCGACCGAAGCAUAUAUCUCAUGUAACACUCCGUGGCCGCAGCCCUCUACGGCUAUGCGCAAGCCCUGCUGCUCGAUGAGGGUCGGCGCAGCCAUUGUGAUGCUGGAUGCGGCUGCCAAUUGACGGCAAGUAUUAGCAGAUCGACCACAACGCCCCCAGAAUUGCGCGUCACUAGCGCAGAAGUUGCGACUGGAGAUGGAGAAGGCGCAAACAGUGAGCGAAAGCUCAAGGGACCACUAGCGCCGGGGGUCUUUCUCGAAGUCCGCACGCGAGACCUUGAUGGUCCACAGCUGCUCGCGUCAAGCUCGUCUCGAACAACAUCACGCACAAAUGGACGCGACAGAGCUCGUGGAGCGUAGGUCGAAUUACCUUCGAAAGGCCGCACAUAUCCUGGCAGUCUCAUCACCAACUGCCGCAGCUUUCCUUGGUUCAGCACAGGACCGUCUGCUCGAAGAUGCUGAGAUAGAAUUGCAGCAAAAGGAAGUCGAUGCACUGCGAAGAAGUUUUUGUGGCGCCUGCGGCAGUCCCAUGAUAGCAGGAUGGUCUUGCAAAGUUACCCACCAGGCCGAUCGUAAGAGGGUGCGAAAGGGUAGGAAACUACUCAAAAGCACGACACAGCCCAGCAAGCAAGUAAUCUACAUCUGCUUGAGGUGUGAACGACAAACAAUCCAAUCACUGCAGGCCAGACCCGCGAAACACCUCAGAAAGUCGACAGCUACAAAAACCCCGCAGCCAUUGCCAGAGCCCAAGCAGCAGGCUCAAGAGGCCAGUAAGGUGGUAAAAUCGGUCAACGCGAGCAGCAAAGAGCGAAAGAAGGCUCGGAAGGGCGGUCUUGCAGCGAUGCUAGAGAAGAGCAAGUCUCAGAACACGAGUUCAGGCGGUUUAGACUUGAUGGACUUUGGCAUGUGAGCAGCAAUCUCGUAGGGCUGCAGAGCCGACAGGGUCCCAGCAGAAGGUUCCAGGUACCCCGCCACAGCGGCGCCAGGAUUUUGAAGGCCGAAAA